Chiloscyllium plagiosum (whitespotted bambooshark) is the source of this 3872-nucleotide messenger RNA. It is a transcript of the gene nusap1, whose product is annotated as nucleolar and spindle associated protein 1. The record is from RefSeq and is a predicted model, not a curated record. Gene Ontology annotation, cellular component: mitotic spindle; nucleolus; microtubule. Lineage: Eukaryota; Metazoa; Chordata; Chondrichthyes; Orectolobiformes; Hemiscylliidae. Gene Ontology annotation, molecular function: microtubule binding. Gene Ontology annotation, biological process: mitotic cytokinesis; establishment of mitotic spindle localization; mitotic chromosome condensation.
UUGGGUAAGAGCGGCGUCGCUGUCGCCCCGGUCAGCCAAUGGGCGGGCGGGGAGCGGAGAUUCAAAUCCGAGCGCUGGCGGUUAGUCUCAAGCGCGAACGGCCUGAGAUCUCUAUUCCUCCCCCCGCAAGACCCUGAACCCAGGCAGAGAGCGAGCGUUCAGACCUCGGCUCCAGGACUAGUGCCAGUGCAGAGACCUCGGGCGCAGCCCCCGGCAAUGGAACUACAUGAACUCCGGUACAGCGAGCUGCAGCGGCUGGCCAAGCAGCACGGCCUCCGGGCCAAUCUCAAGGCAGAAAAAUUACUGAAAAAUUUGCAAGAAUUCUUCCAAGAGCAGAAGGAUGGUCCUGCUUUGAAGGCUGCAAUAGAAGAGAAUACAUGUAAUACAGUUAAUGUGGAAAAGUGGGAAGACUCUAAUGUGACCAAACGACGGGGCAAAGAAAGAUUGCCAAAUGACAAUCAAAAUGAAUCACUUCAUUCACAAAUUUUUACAGCUUCUGAAAAUGAACAGCCUUCAAUGGAACCUUCCCCUCGUUUGGAAAAGUGCCAAAGCACAGAAGGUUCUGAUUUAAAGAGGAGGCAAAAAAAACGACAUGUUGAAUUUGAGGAUUCUAUAGAAAAGGAUGAAAUUACAGGAAAUGCGGCUGAUGAAAGUGCUCCUGUCAUCCAGUGCUCACUUCAUGUAUCAAAUGAGAAAGUAACUGAUACAUCCAAAGGUACAGGAACUGCUACCCAAUCAAAGACUGGCAAAAUUCCAUGUUUAAUUCGAGCGACUGGGAAACCUGGUCUCAAAUCUCCUGCAGUUGGGAAAACUGCACUAAAUCAUGUGACUCCUGACUGGAAAAAGAUUCACCAAGCUCGUUUCAACAAGAUGGAGUCAAUUGACUUGUACAUUGAACGAAAAAGGAAACGCUUUGAAAAGUUUGGUAACUCUAUCAAGCAGCAGUCGGUGAAUGAACCAAAAAAUAUGAAGAACAUACCCAAUUUCUUUAGCCCGGUACAUCAGACAUCAAAAAAUGACCAAUUUUCGACGCCUGCCAACCAGCGUAAAUCACCACGUAACUCUGCUGCAGUAACUUUAAAUGAAAAAUCAGCCUUUAAACCGUCUGUUUACUCUGUCACCAAAAUGAAUGUCAGAUUUCCAGAUGCUGCCAAGAACACUGAUAAACAUGGAACGAUGAAGACUCCAAUUAGGAAGCUUAACCCAGGCAGUGAAGUGAAAAAUGUCAGACCAUCUGGACCUGAGGAACCUAUAUGCCAGAAGCAAACCCACAUCAACGCUUGUAACCCUGCUGAAACGAAAGUCGUUACCCCGUAUCGGUUCUCUGGCACCACUACUCCUGGAACAAACAAAAAGUUUGACUUGCAGGCAAGUUUGGCUCGCCCUCUUCGAUACAAACCACACAAAGGAAAGCUGAAAAGUUGGGAAGAGAUGAAAGAGAAUGCCUGUUCUCUCAAAAAGGAUCCUAAACAACCAAAAUUACAGACCAGGGAGACUCGACGGGAAAAGUUUUUGGAAGAACGGAAGGAAAGAAAGAACAAUGUGAUAGGAGCAAGACGAGGACUGGUCAUGGCGAAAUGAACACAUUUAUGAAUGAAACCAAUACUCUACUGUCUAUUCUGUUACUUGCCUUUUUUUUAUGUGUUUGGUUGAAUAUUCUAAACUCUAUUUUAAACUUUAGCCCUUUCUUUGUUUAUAGCACUGUCCAUUCUGAGCUUUGAUUCAUGUGGUUUCAUCAUUGAGACUGAAUAUAGAUUAUUCAGUUAAGUGAGGCACCUCACUUUUAAAGUUCUGUGGUUUUCAGAUACUGUUUAGUUAUAUUCCCUGAUGGAUGAAUAUGUACGCUUGCUUCAAAUGUUGAUCAGGUGGAGACAGUCUGAGAGAAAAUAGGAAAGUGCCUCGCAAGUGACUCUGACGACGUGCAGUUUGCAAGUGACAAAUGAAGGUAGCUGCACUGAGUGUGUUUGACACUGGACAGGGAGAAUUCCAUCAAACCCUGACAUCCCUGACUUACCUGAGCAUUUAACUUCAAUCAGAAUAAAUCUUGCUUUAAAAAUAAGAUGUGUAACUCCGUGUGUUUACCAGCUUUUAAAGAGUGCUUUUUAUUUUGAGGAUCUUGAAAUGUCUCCAGUAGUGAAACCUGCAUUAAGACCCUUUCAAGUUCAAACUGGUAGACUAUUGAUUUGAGGUGCUUUGCUGUUGAACCAAAAAGAAUUUGUCUCGCUCUCUUGUUAAGAGUAUUUGCUUCUGACCAUCUUUGUUUCAAUUUUAGUCUCAUCUUGUUCCAGAAAGGCUGAUGUUAGCGGCAUUUCAUCAAAAUUCAUUGAUUAUAAUGUGCAGGAAUAAAAUGCUAAUUUGCCUCCCAAGUAACUGCAUGACAGCUUGCUUUUUAUUUUUUGCAAAAAUAAUUAGGUGAUGGAAAGAAUAAGGGAGUCUGGAUGUGUUAGAUCCUGGGAUAGGUGUUUAAGUUCAACCAUGGAGCCCAAAUAAAAGGCAGAAGAGUGAGGAAUGGUGUCGUUUGGAGUUGUUAGGUAUUCUCAACAAGCUCUUAAGUCCAAAAGCAAAUCUUAAUUUGUAACAUGAACAAUAACAUUCUAGAUCUUCUAUUAAGGUAUCUUCUUCAAAACAGCUUUAUGCAUGAGUUUUGUAUCAUCUAUAUGUGCUGCCUCCAGAAUGGAGGAAUGUGUGUUCAUGACCUGCAUUGGCUACAUCAUGCAUGUUUUUGAGAUAGAAGAAUAUUGUUAGUUUAAAGUCCAUUGAUGCAACAGUAUUUUCUGCUUUGAUUUUUUUUUUCCUUCUGCACCACUCCUCUGACUGUUGACUCUGUGUGCCUGUAAAAUUGUGCAGCCAUGAGCUAUCUGAAGUUAUGUAGGACUUUCAAAGAUUCAUUUUUUUCUUUCAAGUAAUAUAGCCAUAAUAUCCUGUUGACUGGGUACAAACUGAACUUCUCUCUCCCAUCUCCCUCCCUCUUUGCCCUCCCCACUUUUCUUUUUACCUCUCUCCCUUCCAACCACCCACCCACUCUUGCUCUUAGAGAGGUUUAUUACUGAUUUUUGUAUAUGUUACCAUUCUGAGUUUUCUGUAGAAAACUGAAAAUUUAACAAGAUAUAGAGCAUCCUUUCCUAAAGGGAACUGCAAUUGUCAAGGUACUCUGCAUAAACUUUAAUUGACCUUUUUUUUCCUUUUUCUCUUGUGUUCAGAUCCCACUCCUGCAUAUUUAUCCACCACUUGUUUCAUUAGAUCCAUGAAACGACUGGAAAGCAAGCUGCUCUGCUCAGUUCUGGAACUGUAUUUUAUUUCCUUUUUUUAUGUUGAAGUGUUCCCUUGAUUUUAAAAAGUUGCGGUUUUCAUGUUUUGUAUCUAGUGGUUUGGUGGUAAAAAUGAAACUUAAACAAAUGCUGAAAUACUCUGAUCAGGCAAUUUUUUUUAUUCAGAGCUGAGAAUUUCCAGCAUGUUUGACUUCAUCGUAUUUUGCUUUCAGAUACAUGCUAGCUGUAUAACUUUAUCCCUGCUUGCUUUUGAGGAACAUAAAAGAAAAUUGUCUAAAUUCGCACUCCUGUCUGUGUGGAUGUAAGAUGAGGACAGGGUAAUGCUUGAUGAAGAAAGUUCUAACAACUCAAUCUAGAUUCACACAAAGAACAACAAGGAAUAUUGCAUAAGUAGAUUCCUAAAGGGAGAGAUUAACUGGCUUAACCAUGAGAGAUGCUUACGAAAAACACAAUUUUGAAGUUUGUUCUUGCCAGCUGAUGUAUAGCAGUCCCUCCAAAAAUGUGCUUUUCUAAAAAAAACUAUGCUUGGCCUCUUAUACUGUAAUUAGCUGUGCUUUUGUAAAAGUGGAAUGAAAUUUGUUAAAAUAAAACUUUCUUUGCUAA